This is a messenger RNA of Mya arenaria, 3279 nucleotides long. Its product is annotated as intraflagellar transport protein 52 homolog. Bases 39 to 1376 code for a protein of 445 amino acids. The record is from RefSeq and is a predicted model, not a curated record. The transcript has 13 exons. Gene Ontology annotation, cellular component: centriole; intraciliary transport particle B; cilium. Gene Ontology annotation, biological process: cilium assembly; intraciliary transport. NCBI's taxonomy places the organism in Eukaryota, Metazoa, Mollusca, Bivalvia, Myida, Myidae.
GGUUUUUGAUUACCCACAAUUCAUCUGCAUAUUUUGACAUGGCGCCGACAGCUGAGGGCAUGGAGGAAAAAACGCAAAGAAACAUCAUACUGUUCAAUGCUUCUAAGAGAGAACUUUUCACACCAAGCAGUGGAUACAAAACACUUAACCGAAAACUUCGAUCAACAUGGAAAAUAAAUACAAACAAAGAGGAAGUCACGGACGAGAGAUUAGCUGGGUCAAGAAUAUUUGUAGUGGCUGGAAGCAGGGACAAAUUUUCAGCAGCAGAGUUUGAUUCUAUGAAGCGUUACCUGGACACUGGUGGAAGUAUCCUCAUGUUAGCUGGUGAGGGUGGAGAAUCAAGGUUCGACACAAACAUCAACUUCUUUCUCGAGGAGUUUGGCAUCAAUGUCAAUGCAGAUGCCGUUGUAAGAACAUCUUACUACAAAUACUUCCAUCCAAAGGAGUGUUUAAUCUCUAAUGGCGUUCUGAACAGAGCAAUAAGCCAGGCAGCCGGGAAAUCUGUCGGAUAUGGAAAUGAGGAUGAAAAUAAUGCACAGGCUCUACAGUUUUUAUAUCCAUAUGGAGCGACAAUUUCCGCCAUGAAGCCAGCAGUAGCUGUCCUGUCAACUGGCAGUGUAUCGUUUCCCUUGAACAGGCCAGUGUGCGCCCUCUACAGCCAUAAGAGCUCGGGCAAGCUGGCGGUGCUGGGAUCAGCUCACAUGUUCCAUGAUCAGUACAUUGACAAGGAAGAAAACAGCAAAAUCUUGGAUGUUUUGAUCCGGUUCUUGACCACAGAUGAAAUCAAGCUGAAUGUUAUAGAUGCUGAUGAUCCUGAGAUCUCGGACUACAACAUGUUGCCAGACGUAGCAAAGAUCUCAGACAACUUGAAAACUUGUCUCCAAGAGAGCGAUGAUAUCCCGAGAGACAUCACGACCCUCUUCGACAACUCCCUGUUCAAACUUGACACCAGUCUUGUACCAAAGGCCAUCAAAGCCUUUGAACAGCUUAAUACCAAACAUGAGCAUUUGACUUUGAUCACACCACAGUUCGAGACACCUCUGCCACCUCUCAACCCAGCGGUAUUCCCGCCUCAGUUCCGAGAGUUGCCCGCCCCUUGUCUUGACCUCUUUGACCUUGAUGAGCAGUUCUCCUCGGAGAAGGUCCGCCUAGCCCAACAGACCAACAAAUGUAUGGAUGAUGACCUGGAAUACUAUGUUCGUGAAUGUGGGGAUAUUCUUGGCGUGACCACACAUCUGGCACAGGAUAAUAGGGACGCCAAACACAUCCUAGAGUACAUCUUUUCUCAAGUUGUAGAGUUCAAGAAAUUAAACCAGGAGCGUGAUUAUGACACAGUCCAGUAUGGGGGAGGUAGCGGGGCAGAGGCCAUGUACUAACGCUACAAUGAUGUAUACCUGUUUUUCAAUAACUUACAAGCACACUUGUGAUACAUUCCAUUGGACUUUUAUCAUGUUUCUCUGUAUAAGACAUGCAUUAUUAAAUGCCCUACGGAGCAUAGAAAACAACUUGAAUCUAAUAAAGUAUCGAACUGUUCAUAGCUAGAAACAUCAGUUAUGUUUUAAGGGAACACGUCCACUCCAUUACUUCAGUGCUAUUUGAUACCUACUGGGCCAUAUGACAGAGCAUCUUACUGUAAGUUAAGCUUGUACCUUUUCCUUAAAUUCCACUGAUUCCUAAACUGAUUUAUUUCUCCUGUAGAAAGUGUUAUGCUUAGUGUAUAUUUUGCUUUUAAAUUAUGGAAACAAAAUUUAAAAAAUGAAAACACCAUUUUAAAGAAUCAGUUUUUUCAAGAAUUAAAUUUUUUCCAAAUUCGACACUUAAGUUAAAAUAAUUAUGUUGUUGUUUUUUAAGAUGCUUCUGUAAUACAGUCUAGUACUGUAAUUAUAGGCCUGUUAUGGAAAUUGAAGUAUUUUUUUUACAUAUAUGUACAUAUAAUAUGCUAUCAGGUGAUAUUAAAGAUGAAUUGUUUGUUGUAAGAACAAAUGUUCUUUCACAGUUCUUUUAUGGUCACACAGUUUUGUAUUCAAGCUGUAUUGUUUCAUAAGCUAGUCUUUUUCAAAGAAUAUACUUAUUUGAAUUGUCAUGGCCAUUGAGUGAGUGUCAUCUUUGACAUGUAACACGAUGACUUGACAAUUACUUAAAAACUUAAGGUAUUCCAAUGAUACUUGUAAACAUUUUAACAAUUUUCACAAUAGUCAAUAUGUAUAAGUGAAGAAAGGCCUUUAAUCAUUGCUAAUAGCCUUUAUAUUUACAGCUUUUACUUCACCUUAGACCUUUUGUAUAAAACAUGAAAUUCAUGUUGUAAAAUAAGCAAGGGUGAGUGACACCUUUUUUAUUUCAAUAUUGCGCUCUGAUUGGAUAAGCCGCGAUGUGAUAUACCUAAAGUAUACAAUUUUACAGUUAUUGGCUGGUAGUUUAUGCAAACAUAUGCUGUCGGGCUGUAGUGUUUGGUCAACUAAAAAUGUGUAAAUGUGUUGGCAUUAAUUUAAGUUAUUAAGGCUGGUUAAUUGUUCUACCUGUAACUGAACAGUCAAGUACACUUGGUGUAGAAAAAAAGUUAAAAGCCUUUGCGCUUCCAAUGUAUACCAACUGAAACUUGUUUUAUUCAGUUUGAACUUGUAUCUUGUUCUCAGCCUGAUCCACAAUGGGAUGAUCGUUCAGUACUUUGUUAAAAUUAACAACGUUGUUAGCGAAAUCGUUGAUACCUUUUUAUGGUUAACUGUUUCAUGAUGUGCUUAUAUAUGGCAAUAAAAAUAAGUACAGCUGAAACAGUUGUCUCUAAAAUCUUGUAAGGAAUACUGCAGAUUAUAAAAAUAUCCUUUAAACUUCCAGAGCUAUUCAGAUUUGACAGUUAACAAUCAUGACGUUAACAACCAUGACGUUACCAACGUUGUUAACUCAAAGUUCUGAACAAUUGGCCGAUUGUUUUGAUUCAUUUCAUACAAUAGUUAGAUCUGAUGGUUUUGCGUUGUACAUAACUGUUUAUUUAUUAUAUUUGACUUACCCUUAAUGCAUUUUUUUGACAUCAUACAUUGACUUAUAAUUAAUAUCUUCUCAUUAUUUGUUCUUCCUAAACCUGUCCUCAAAUUACUGAUUAAGGAAUGCUUUAAUUAAUCUUAUGGAAACUAUGCUGCGUUUAAGCUUUAUAUAUUGAUCUUUGGGCUGUUCUUCAAAUUAUUUAUUUAUAAGGAAAAAUAUGAAGAAAUGUUUUGUGUAUUAUAAAUGUCUUAUUAUUAUAUUUGUAAUACAAUGUUAGUGAAAUAAAAUGAGUCAAAUAUU